GACCAUUAAUUUCAAUGAUUACAGACGUGUUCAAAUGUUGGAACCCCACAUCAGUUGAGGUUUUAAAUAGAAUUUACUUACGGAAAUGACUUAAUACAUCCAUUAAAAAAAACUAGGAUAUGUCUAGGAGUUAUUAAUUACAGAGAUAAUUCUUAUCAGAAAAGAAUAUGGAAAUUCCGUUUGGAAAAAUUGCAAUUUACGUUUUAACCUUCAUUGGAUACAUUUACUCUGGAUAUGGAUCAAGUAUUUUGGGAAAUUUGCGAGAUGCCGUUAUUUCGGCUGAAUAUACUUUCAACAGCGUCUUUUCAAAUGUUGCAAAUAUUGCCAAGAAAUUCCAAACUUUCACUGAUAUGUUCGAUUCAGCUGUAGAAGAAGAAUGCAUUUUCAAGUGUCCUAAUGGUAAAAACGGCCUUAUUUAUGCAAGUCAUUCUUGUAAAGAAUUUUUAUCUUCAGAUGCUUCUCCUAGACCUGAUCGAAAUCAUGUACCUCAAGCUAACGGAUGUGGAUCUUUGGGAUUGUCCAUCCCUGCAGAGUAUCUUCCUGUUAGUGAAAUGACAAAAUGCUGUAAUAGUCAUGAUAUUUGCUACGAUACUUGCAAUAAACAAAAGGAAUUAUGUGAUUUAGAAUUUAAGAGAUGUCUGUACAAAUAUUGUGAAAGUUAUACACACACUAUUGGUGGAAUUUCAACAGUGAAAGCAUGCAAAGGGGCAGCUAAAAUGUUGUACACAGGAACUCUAACAUUCGGAUGUAAGUCUUAUUUAGAUGCUCAAAAAAAGGCUUGCUUUUGUCCUGCACCUUAUGGUUGGAAAGAAGGAAAAAAACGUAAAUAUCAAACAGGAGAAGAAUUGUAAUAUAAAUAAAUACUUAAUUUUUUUGGUGAAAUAUAUUUUUUGGAUUUUUUUUUUA
This is a messenger RNA of Harmonia axyridis, 906 nucleotides long. Its product is annotated as group XIIA secretory phospholipase A2. Gene Ontology annotation, cellular component: extracellular region. Gene Ontology annotation, molecular function: A2-type glycerophospholipase activity; calcium ion binding. Gene Ontology annotation, biological process: lipid catabolic process; arachidonate secretion; phospholipid metabolic process. The coding region runs from base 168 to 851 and encodes 227 amino acids. The record is from RefSeq and is a predicted model, not a curated record. NCBI's taxonomy places the organism in Eukaryota, Metazoa, Arthropoda, Insecta, Coleoptera, Coccinellidae. The transcript has 3 exons.